Notothenia coriiceps (black rockcod) is the source of this 3210-nucleotide messenger RNA. RefSeq names its product olfactory receptor 50. NCBI's taxonomy places the organism in Eukaryota, Metazoa, Chordata, Actinopteri, Perciformes, Nototheniidae. The transcript is spliced from 2 exons. The coding region runs from base 118 to 1194 and encodes 358 amino acids. Gene Ontology annotation, molecular function: olfactory receptor activity; G protein-coupled receptor activity; odorant binding. Gene Ontology annotation, biological process: detection of chemical stimulus involved in sensory perception of smell; G protein-coupled receptor signaling pathway. The record is from RefSeq and is a predicted model, not a curated record. Gene Ontology annotation, cellular component: membrane.
CAGCAGUGUCAGAGGAUCAUGCGGGGGAUACACUCUCCUUCCCAUCAAUUCCACUUCCAUCCUCCUCCUCCUCCUCCUCCUCAUUCUGUGAAUCCAACCGAACCGAGCUGAGGAAUAAUGCCUGCAAACAGCACCACAGCCCCAACACAUGUGCCGGACUACACCUGCGUGCGUUUCUACGUGUCCACCGUGUCUUUCUCGGUGCUGCUCUUCUUCAACCUCAUCAUCAACUGGACCAUACUUCGCGUCGAGCGUCUGCGGAGUCAUGCGCGCUUCGUGCUGGUGUUCCACCUGCUGGUUUCCGCGCUGCUCUACCUGGGGAUGAGCAGCGUCUUCUACUACCAGAUCCACCUGCACGCGCGGCCGGUGCGCUCCGCCUGCUUGGCCAUGAUCACCGUGUUGAUCAGCAGCGCCUGCAACAUCCUCCUGACGCUCACGGUGAUGGCUUUGGACCGCUACUGCGCGGUGUGCCAUCCCAUGCGCUACAGCUCCACCUGCACCGCGGGGCGCUGGCCCUGGAUGCUGGGUGCGCUCACCUGGAUUGUGGCUUUGGUCAUUCCCCUCAGUCUGCUCCUCCAGCCGGACUCCCAGACCGAGUAUAAUGGGGUGUGUGACAGGGAACAGCUUAAAAAAGGCGAGCUGCAGAAGGUGCUGUUCAUAGGUGUGUGCACGGUAAUAAUAAUGUACAGCUACGUGAGGAUUCUAGUAGAGGGAAGGAGAUUAGGGGUGUUGAAUCGGCGCAAUAAGGCCGGGUGCAGGACGAUCGCCCUGCAUGGAAGCCAGUUGGCUGUUUACAUCCUUCCUAACUUUGUGAACUUCGUGUUGACGGUGUUGUUCAAACAGAAGCUCAUUCAUCAGGAGACUAAAGAGCUGGCAGCCGUGGUUAUCUUCGCUUUUUUCAGCUUGGCGCAGUGUGUUGCACCGAUUGUUUAUGGAUUGCGUAAAGAGGAACUAAUGGAGCAGGUGGGUCACACGUUCCCCUGCUGUUCCUACUUGAAGAGGGUCCUCGGCUGGACAGUGCGAGCCAACUGGCCACACACCCAACACACACCACGGGAGCGAACACUGACAGUACAGACGAUCAUCUCCCUACCGAACCCUACAGACCCAGAGGAAGAGGAAACACAGGCAAUAUCAAUCAGGAGUUCCUCACUGGACUUAGAGUCUUGUACCUACGAUACGGACAAUGCCUGAGGGGAAAAAAUCAGGUACAUUUCAGGAUUAUCUAACAACAGGAACAUUACCAAAAGUGGCUCAACUCAGGCCUGGAUGGACCUUAAGAAACCGCCUUGGACAUCAUAGGAUCUUUUUUCCUCAAUAGAGAAUGUUGAGACCUGAUCAGCACGUUGCACUACACUGUUUUUGACCUUUUUCACCACAGCGCGAACAUUGGAGCUGCUUGAAGAAGCAGAAGGAGACAAUGUGGUUUCAGAAAAAGUGGGAAGUUCUCUUUUUGUAAAAUGUUUUGGCUUGUCCAGACAUUUAAGCCUUGAGUCUUCAGGUGACCAGCUCACUUGGCUGACCUCAAGGCCACAAAGAGCCUUCAACGAUUUGGGAUUCAAAUGACUGGGAGAGACGAUAAAGGAUAUUUCAAUAUUAUCCUCUUGUGAAUAUUGUCUUCAUGUGUUCAUAACCCCGUGGGUAUUAAAAAAUGUGAAUUUAAUGGCAACUUAAAUACUUACAGCAAUCAGCACAAAUCAAGAUAGAAAAAUUCGGAUUAGAAGAGAAGAACAAUACACCUCUCCUCUGAAGGGAAGGACACCAAAGCAUCAUAUAAUUCAAACAAAAAACAUGUAGUAUUUAACAUUAAAAGCUAGUUUCACAAGAAUGUGAAAGGACAGUGAACAGAAAGUAGUUUAAAGAAAUGCACAUUUUUGGCCUGUUAUUUGGUGGUAGGCCAUGGUAAUCUAAUUACAUAUAUUCAGAGGAAAACCAAUCAUGACACAUUUUCUCUCCAAUAUGAUAUAUUAUUAGCUACUCACAAAAGACUGCAUCAACAUUGAUAUCAAAAUCUGUGACCCUGGCUCAGCCUCAGUAUAGAACCAAAACCAAGCUAAUCACAAGGACGAGACGUUAGCUUGUUUUAACAAAGCUGGACACAGCUAGCAAAGACUAAAAUAAUGUCUUACUAUAGCGUUUUCAGUUUAAAAUGUAUGUUUUAUAUCUUAAUUUAACUUAUUUCCAGUGGUUCUAUUAACGAAACAAAAUAUAUAAUGGUGAGCUUUAAAAUUGCUGUUUGGUGGAUCUCAUUAGCUAUAGGUUAGCCUUCUAGCGUAGCUGGUUAGCUUUCCUUUUAAUGUGCCCAGAUGGGUGUGAUUGAUACCGUUAUCCAUCUUCUUAUCUAGCUAUCAGCAUUCCAGUUAAUAAACAUAUUUCCAUCAUUAUAUACAGUCUACAUAAAGAAAAUCUUGCUUUGCUUUAAUCUUCCUCUGAACGCUUUACCACUCGAAAUGUAGCCUACUAUUGCUGAGAAAGGAAUUUGCAGAAUCAGCGGGGAGCUUUUACAAGAAAAUUAGGACAUUUGAUUUUGUAGACUCUUUGCACGGUGGUUGCUGAGCUCCUAGUUUUAAAUCAGACAAAGCCACACUUGCUGGGGAGUUUCUCAAUGUUUGAACCACAGCUUUCCUUUAUCUUUCAGUCUCACACCAACAGCUGCAAAACUUUUCAAGUCAGUGUAAAUAUGAGCAGAAGGGGAUUCCGGUCUUCUUUUCAAAGCGCAAAUAAGCACCAGAAGCUAGCUGGUGGCGAAGCACUUACUGGCAUUCUUGUAAAGUGUGAAUACUCUGGAAUAACUCGGGUUGCGGAAGUGAAAGCAAAGUUGAAGAUUAUUUGAACACAAGUGACAGGAAGGCUUUUUGGCGGGGGGGUGCUUGAUGCUAUGGUGGAAUUGAUUUAAGAUUUUAUAUUUAUUUUUGAAGCUUGUAGCCUACAAGAAACACAAAACAAUAUGAGAAGUUUGGCCUGUUGAAAGCCACAUUCAACGUAUUUAAACACUUGGGAAUUUAUAUACGCAACACAUUAAAAACAAUUGACAAUGUUUGCUCUCAGGGAUGCAAGUAAAGAAAGACAAGCAGUCUGGCAGAUGAAUUUAAAUUGUAUUUAUUAAUCUCAUUAGGAAGGUGUGUUAUUUUACCAAGAAACCUCAAAGAAAAUCUGCACAAACACUGACUCCAUCGAAGGAAAUUGGACAUUCAUUUGAGAUAACACAAA